Molecule: messenger RNA, 498 nt
Organism: Drosophila subobscura
Lineage: Eukaryota; Metazoa; Arthropoda; Insecta; Diptera; Drosophilidae
Exons: 1
Coding region: 25-498 (157 amino acids)
Source: RefSeq, a predicted model, not a curated record
GAGCUGCUGGUAGGUGAAAUUUAAAUGUGCUCCGUCCAAAUCGCUUCCCUGUGGCCACUGCUGCCAUUCUUUUGGCCUGUGGCAUUGUCCAGCUCUGCCAUGACCACAAUCCAAAAAGAAGCGCUGCAGCAGAUACCGAAGCUGAAUCGGACGCAAGUGCAGCUCAUAGCCGGCAACGCCAGCCUCAGGUGCGGCCUUAUUCCCGAGCUGUGCGACUGGCAACUACAUCUGUACUCGGGCCACCCCUUUAGUGUUCCAUUAUCCUUCGGGGAGUCUACGGUCAGCAGCAGCAGCAGCAGCACCAACACCACCACCCAAUCGCCCAAAGAUGUUGUUGCCGCAUCCACAGAAGAGGUCUUUUCGCUGCCGUCCCUGCUGCUGGUGGCCCAAGUUGAACCUAAGCCGCGGCGGGAGAAGCGCAGGAAAAGAAAGCUCAGGCGACGACCAACUUUCGGCCUCCUAAGUAAAAAGCAAUUUGUUUGGCUUUUCUUUCAAUAG